AUCCACACAAUCUUUUCCAGAGCCAGACAACAAACGAUCAUACACUUUUAGUUUCAUCAAAGACGAAGCUGCACUAGAAAUGGAGUUGGAUCUUGAUCUCUCUCUUUCACCUCAUACUAAUUCUUCAAAACUCGGGUUUGGCUUUGACCUCAACAAGCAUUGCGCGGCUGAGGGCGUUGUGUCGUGUUUGAAUACGAAACAAACGUGUUUUGAGUCGAUGUUUUGGUUGGAGAAUAUGGAAGAAGAUUGUUAUGUGCCAAAACCACGUUCGUUUUCUUUGAAUGGCCAGCCAGACGAGGAAGAAGAAGAUCAUUUGGAAUCAGACUCCUCUAUUGUUGACGAUGAGGAGGAAAAUAGCGAAGUCGUGGGGUGGCCACCAGUAAAGUCAUGUAUGACAAAGUAUCAUAACUAUCGUCACCAUAGUCGUAAUCACCCAUAUCACCAUCGUGGUAGCAGGACCAGCAUAGCUAAUCCAACGGCCACAACUGAAAGAGUUAGACCAUCAUCAUCGGCAUCAUGGUCAUCAUCAACAUCAUCGAGAUCCUCAAUGUAUGUUAAGGUGAAGAUGAAUGGUGUGGCAAUAGCCAGAAAGGUUGACAUCAAGCUUUUCAACUCUUACGAGUCUCUCACUAGCUUCCUGAUCAACAUGUUUAGUCAAUAUCAAGAUUGUGAUCGAGAAGAUACAAGUUACAAAUUCACCUUCCAGGGGAAAGAGGGCGACUGGCUAUUACCAGGGGAUGUUCCAUGGAAGAUCUUUGCUGAGUCUGUUCAUCGAAUAUCAAUAAUUAGAGAUUGCCCGUGUGCAUAUACACGGCUGUUGUUCUAAAAAAUAACUUUUUCAAAGCAAUUUUUAUUUGGUAAUUAAAAUGUCUACCUUACCAGAUUCCCACUCGAUUAUGUAUGGCCACUAGAAUUAUGGCCAAACAUGCACGGAAGGGUAAUGACAUUUCUUUUAUGAGAAUUCAGUGACUACUUAAUGGUCAGGUUCGGACGGUUAAAUAAGCUUUUAGAUAUUCCUA
Messenger RNA from Raphanus sativus (radish), 1019 nucleotides. RefSeq names its product auxin-responsive protein IAA29. Gene Ontology annotation, biological process: regulation of DNA-templated transcription. Gene Ontology annotation, cellular component: nucleus. Lineage: Eukaryota; Viridiplantae; Streptophyta; Magnoliopsida; Brassicales; Brassicaceae. The record is from RefSeq and is a predicted model, not a curated record. The transcript is spliced from 4 exons. Gene Ontology annotation, molecular function: protein binding. The coding region runs from base 80 to 826 and encodes 248 amino acids.